Puccinia triticina is the source of this 447-nucleotide messenger RNA. RefSeq lists its product as uncharacterized. The coding region runs from base 1 to 447 and encodes 148 amino acids. Lineage: Eukaryota; Fungi; Basidiomycota; Pucciniomycetes; Pucciniales; Pucciniaceae. The transcript has 2 exons. The record is from RefSeq and is a predicted model, not a curated record.
AUGUCAAUUGCAAUGGCCGCCCACGACGGGCCCGCGCCGCCGACGAUCGACGAGGACGAGUCCCCCCCGCCCGAAGGCCUCCAGCUCCAGCCCCCCAUCCGAGUCCUCCCCGACUCCAACCUCAUCACGCUCCCCGACCUUGCCUGCCACCUCCACCACCUCGCCGGAGACUGCGGCCCCUUCGCCCCGCCUGAUCAUCCCCGCUCGGCCGGGGCCCCACCGCCCAUCAAGGCCGACCCCGGAUGCAGACCGCCCGCGUACGCGGCUGGUCUGCCCACCCUCCCAUCCUCCCCCCCAACAACAACAACUCCCCAUCCCCUCCCCCUCCCCCUCCUUCUUCUUCUCCGCUUGCCGCCGCAGAAACUGCUUGCGGGGCACCCUGGUCGGGGCGGCAGGGGUUUGCUCCGAUGGUACCGCAUGGCCAGGGAGGCGCUGCGCUGUGGGUAG